Molecule: messenger RNA, 1227 nt
Organism: Ipomoea triloba (trilobed morning glory)
Lineage: Eukaryota; Viridiplantae; Streptophyta; Magnoliopsida; Solanales; Convolvulaceae
Exons: 2
Coding region: 1-1227 (408 amino acids)
Molecular function (GO): RNA-DNA hybrid ribonuclease activity; nucleic acid binding
Source: RefSeq, a predicted model, not a curated record
AUGGCGGCCCAUGGCCUUGUUUGUAGUGGUGUAAGACGUAGAAUCGGGAAUGGUGCUAAUACUUUGGCCUGGGGUGAUCCGUGGUUACUUGAUACUAAUAGUCCUGUGGUCAACACUAUUAUGCCCCCGCAUCUCAGUGGCCCUGUGGUUCAGGGUUUGAUUGAUCCCGUUACGGGUUCCUGGGAUUUACCACUACUGUGUGACAUUUUUGAUCAGUCGAAUGUGGACCGUAUUGUUGGAAUUCCCAUUAGCCCUACGUUUGAGGAUUCUUGGUAUUGGUUUGGUGACCCGAAGGGGUGUUAUUCUGUUAAGCAUGGUUAUAGAGUUCUUGUGGGUGAGUGUACAGUGCUACCUCCUGGGUUUCAUUCCUGGGCCAAACAUCGAAAAUUAAAGGUUCCCCCGAAAUGGAAAAAUUUCUUAUGGAGAGCUAUUAGAAACAUCCUACCCACCACCACAAAUUUGUUAAAUAGAAGAGUGGAUGUGUCACCUGCUUGUCCCAUGUGUGGGGAGUUUAAUGAAGAUGUAUUGCAUGCCUUGUCUCUGUGGACGUCUCUGGAUGCUACACAGUUGGAUUUGUUUGUUGCUGUUCUUCAUAGCAUUUGGUUGGCAAGGAACCGGGCUGUAUGGGAGGCUGCCAUGCCUGCGCCUCGCGCUGUUUGGAGGGCUGCUGCUCGUGCGUGCACAGACUGGAGGUCCGCUACCGCACUGCAUACUCCAGCGUCACCAACUCCUAUGCAAAUUCCGGUGGUGCCGCUGCCUCAGGCUUCAUUGUCUUCAUCAGUUCAGCUUUGCUAUGUUGAUGGGGGAUUUAAUGCUCAUACGAGUGAAGCAGUUUUUGGUGCAAUUCUACUGUCCUCUUCAGGGUCUUUCGUGGCUGCAGUAAAUGGACCUCUUAAUCACUGUCUUAAUCCUAUGAUGGCCGAGUCAAUGGCGUUUCGGGAAGCUUUAGCAUGGUUGAGAGGAAAGAACAUUGGUUCCGUGUGUUUCUUCUCGGAUUGCAUCAACCUUGUGAACAACAUAUCUGCUCCUAUGAUUCAUGAUAGGUCUUACGCUGGCAUUAUUCUUGCCCAAUGCAGGAGGCUUUUAAAUUUAUUCACUGUUUGCUCUUUACACUAUGUUCCUAGAUCUUCCAAUUUUUUUGCUCAUUCUCUUGCUACAGCAGCCUAUUCUCAGGCUAACACUCUGUUUUGGGACUCUGUCCCUCCUUUUAUUUCUAUCAAUAUAUAG